AUGCACGACGCCGGGAGCCCGCAACAAGUCGCCCAAGGCCUUUGGACCGCGCUUGAGCACGAACGCUUCCUCAUGGCGCUGCGCUUGUACCCGGAAGGCCCGUGGAAGGACGUCGCCGACAUGAUUGGCACGCGCAACGCCAAGCAGGCGCAGGCGCACAUGCAAAAGUGCAAGGAGAAGCUCUACCGGCGGAUCCGCGAGCUCCAAUCCAAGCUCGAAAACGACGACGGGCACUCGAGCAGCGACAGCGACGGCGGGUACGCGUCGAGCCGCACGCAGCGCACCAAGCACGCCGACACGCUCGGUAUCCAAGUGCUGCACCCGAUCCCCAUGCGGCACACGGCGACCGGGCACGAGCUCUCAGUGGAAGAGUCGCUCGACUUUUUGAUCAACGAGAUGAAGAGCUACGUUGAAGGCGAGUAG
Saprolegnia parasitica CBS 223.65 is the source of this 423-nucleotide messenger RNA. RefSeq lists its product as hypothetical. NCBI's taxonomy places the organism in Eukaryota, Oomycota, Saprolegniomycetes, Saprolegniales, Saprolegniaceae. The coding region runs from base 1 to 423 and encodes 140 amino acids. The transcript has 2 exons. The record is from RefSeq and is a predicted model, not a curated record.